AUGUUCUACAACAGAUAUGUACCACCGCCAAAGGCAGGUGCACCUAAAGUUGAGCCACCCGCUCCCGCCUCGCCAUCGCCAUCUUCCGCUGUUCAGUCUACUGCCAUAAGUCAGCCUCGGAAGAUUGUCUUCGAUGAUCAUGACCAGCUUCCAAAUAUUACUGGCCCGACAAAAAAGGCCAAGUCGGCAGACGCCGAGACCGGGGAAAAUGGGGACGAACCGAGGAGGAAGAGGGCAAAGAUAGAGCCCCCAUCGCCUCAAGACACCCGGGAAAAGAAAAAGUCCAGAAAGUCAAAAUCUGCCCCUGAUGCACCGAAUCCAGCAGGGUCGAAUUUGGACGACGUCGCAAAAAAGGCACCUCAGAGUGCGGCGCAAACAGAAGCCACUGCCGCACCUCUCAAGUCUGCGAUGAAGACAUCAAAAUCUAAUGCUGGUCUUGAUCAAAGUGGAACACUUCCCACCAACACUGAGUCGACCGUCGCGCUCGGCUCAGCAACCCCGGAAGAGAAGAGGAAAAAGAAAAAAAGGUCCAAGGGAGAUGUUGAGAUGAAGGAUGCCGAUGAUGAGCGUGCGCUGGAUCAGCCAGUUGAUGAAGAUGCGGCGGCGGGGAGGCAUAAAUCCAUUCUCAAGAAGAAGGAUAUGUCUUUAAAGAAAGCUUCAAAAUUGCCGACAGAGACCCAGGAAGAUGGCGACCCUACCACUGAAGACCUUCCGACCCAACCUCUAGCCCAACUGCAACUAGACCAAGAAGCAGCCGAGGUUCAUGGUCUUGAGCCUCUUCCCCAGCCAGCCCCUGCAGUGGCUAACCAAGUUGAAUUGACUUAUGACACGCUGCCGUUGUGGCUGCAAAAUCCUUUAUACGUCUCAUCGGGGACCCAAGCCGAAUGGACGAGCCUGGGUCUAAGGCCAGAACUGGGCAUCUCCCCAGAGAUUGCCAGCCAGCUAGCCUCGAAGGGAUAUCCUGAGGCCUUUGCUGUCCAGACCGCAGUGAUCCCCAGACUACUGCCAAGCCCAGCCAGGCAGGGCGACCUUGUAAUCUCUGCAGCUACCGGGUCGGGCAAAACGUUGGCUUAUGUUCUCCCCAUGAUACGAGACAUCAGUUUGGGGGCAGUGACAAAGCUCAGGGCUCUGAUCGUCGUGCCCACGCGUGAACUGGUGCAGCAGGUCCAUGAAGUCUGUAACAUUUGCGCCGCUGCCUAUGCCCGCCAGCCUAAUCGAAAGACUGUCAGGAUUGGCACCGCCGUCGGAAACCAGGCCUUCAAGAAGGAGCAAGAGAAACUUGUGGAUCAAGACCGACGGUAUGAUCCAGAGGGCUAUGCACGUUUGGUUGAAUCGCGCCAGUGGGAGAAUGUCAGGAAACGGGAUGUUGAAGAUGCAACAUUUGAUUUGUUCGAAUUGGCAGAGACGCCUUUGCCUCUUGUCAAUCAUGUCGAUCAUCUUGUCUCCAAAGUUGACAUACUCAUCUGCACCCCGGGCAGGCUGGUAGAACAUAUUGAACGCACCCCUGGCUUCAACCUCGAUUAUGUGCGCUGGUUGGUAGUCGACGAGGCAGACAAGCUGCUAGAGCAGAGCUACCAGCAAUGGCUUGAUGUUGUCAUGGAGAAAUUAUCAACGAAUAAGCCGGGCUGCAGGGACUUCAUGUUUCAAAACAAGUCCGGUGUCCGCAAGGUCAUUCUCAGUGCUACAAUGACACGCAAUGUCAGUCUGCUCAACAAGUUGAACCUGCGGCAGCCCGAGAUGAUUGUUCUUGAGAGUGUUACUGCUGUAUCAACAUCAGCCUCCGGUCCUACAGCAGAUAUGAAUGGCGUCUCUGUAGAGACAUCGUCAUACGAGCUUGCACUGCCUAACCAACUUCUCGAGUUCGCGAUCAAGGUUCGCGACCCUGAACAGAAACCCAUGUAUCUGGUUGAUCUGUUGAGCAGCGAUCACGUUCGGUCGAGGUCAGCAACGAGCAAGGAAGUCGUCAUGAAUGAUAACGGAUCCGACACGUCGUCCUCGGACGACUCUGAUACGUCAUCAUCUGACAGCUCCGACUCCGACUUUGACAGCGAUUCCGACUCUGAGGCCGAGGCCGAAAACAAAAUUGUCGCUUCCAAGCCCACUGGCAAAGACUCCACGAUUGAUAGCGUUCUGAUCUUUACAAAGUCGAACGAGUCAGCUUUGCGGUUAUCACGUCUUCUGGAGAUAAUGGCCCCCCGUCAAGUGGCGUCCCGUAUCGGCACGCUCACGUCGACUACCCGCACCUCGGAAAGGAAAAAGGUCAUCAACCAGUACAAGUCCGGCAAGCUGCGCAUACUUGUGGCUUCGGACCUCGUCGCUCGUGGUUUGGAUCUCCCCAACCUCGACCAUGUAGUCAACUACGACAUGCCACCGAGCGUGAGAUCAUACGUUCACCGCGUGGGCCGUACCGCCCGCGCUGGUAGGGCCGGUCGUGCGUGGACAUUCUUCACCAAGACCGAGGCCGGUUGGUUCUUUGCAGAGAUUGCAUCAUCCAAGAGCAAACCAGGUGUGCCGGCAGGCGGCAGGGAUGAGGACCACGUAGCCAUUCACAGGUCAAACAAGGUGGAGACGGUCAAGGUCUCUGCGAGGAGGACAGAGGAAGAUUUAAAGAAGGGACCACCGGGAGACUUUGGCGAGGCCAGGAUAGCCGAGUACGAGCAGGCCCUCGAGGCCCUUGGGAAAGAAGCUCGGGGACAGUAG
Molecule: messenger RNA, 2700 nt
Organism: Pyricularia grisea
Lineage: Eukaryota; Fungi; Ascomycota; Sordariomycetes; Magnaporthales; Pyriculariaceae
Exons: 1
Coding region: 1-2700 (899 amino acids)
Cellular component (GO): nucleus
Molecular function (GO): nucleic acid binding; ATP binding
Source: RefSeq, a predicted model, not a curated record